Molecule: messenger RNA, 1167 nt
Organism: Oryzias latipes (Japanese medaka)
Lineage: Eukaryota; Metazoa; Chordata; Actinopteri; Beloniformes; Adrianichthyidae
Product: trace amine-associated receptor 13c-like
Biological process (GO): G protein-coupled receptor signaling pathway
Cellular component (GO): membrane
Molecular function (GO): trace-amine receptor activity
Source: RefSeq, a predicted model, not a curated record
AAGGAUUGACUGUCUGACUUUCAGACUCAACAUGAUCCAGUGCAUCACAAAUGAAGAGCAAAACUUAACUUAAUGACACAAGUGGGAAGGGAUUUGUGUUUCCAAGAAACAUGGAUCAUUUGAGGAGUUGGGUCAUCUAUAAAACACAGAGUUUGGUGAAGAACGCUGCAGGAGCUCCUCCUCUCUUUGAUGAUGGAGGGAGCUGAUCUCUGCUUUCCUCAACUCCUCAACUCCUCCUGCAGGAAGACCAUACUCCCUCGCCCAGUGUUCACCAUCAUUUACAUCCUGUUGACUCUCAUCUCUGUGCUCACUGUAUCUCUUAACCUGCUGGUCAUUAUCUCCAUCUCACACUUUAGGGAGCUCCACACCUCCACCAACCUCCUGCUCCUCUCUCUGGCCAUCUCAGAUUUCACCAUGGGCCUACUCAUGUUCUUCCAGGUCUCCUUCGUGGAAGGCUGCUGGUAUCUGGGAGACAUCAUUUGCAUCUUGUAUUAUACGGUGCUUUUUGUUAUCACCUCUUCCUCCAUAGGAAACAUGGUUCUCAUAUCUGUUGAUCGUUAUUUUGCCAUUUGUUGUCCUCUCCAUUAUCCCAGCAGAGUGACCACAAAGAGAGCUCGAGUCUGUGUUUCCCUCUGCUGGAUCUUCUCCUUAAUCACUCUAACUGGAGUGGUCAAACAAAACAUGACCGGCAGGUUUCACUCCUGCGAUGGCGAGUGUCUGGUUGAGGUUACCUUCGAGGAAAUGCUUGCAGAUUUGGUUGUGACAAUAGUCAUCCCCAUCACUGUCAUCAUACUUCUGUACGUGAGGGUGUUUGUGGUGGCUGUGUCUCAGAUCCACGCCAUGCGCUCCCAUGUUGCUGCGUUACCAUGGAGACAGACAGGGAGAGGAACAGCAAAGAAAUCUGAGCUGAAAGCAGCCGGGACCCUCGGGAUUGUUGUGGCUGCUUUUCUGCUGUGUCUCUGCCCGUAUUAUUGCGUCAAUCUAGUAGGCCGAAAGAUUUCAAUCAAGUCCACAUCCUUGGAGUUUGUGAAAUUCCUGUUCUACUUUAAUUCCUUUCUAAAUCCCAUAAUUUAUGGCCUUUUCUAUCCCUGGUUUAGAAAAUCUGUCAAACUCAUUGUGACACUUCAAGUGCUGAAGGCAGGCUCCUCUGAUGCCAAAAUACUGUAA